CUUCUCUUCCUGAGUCCACCAUGGAGCUCCUGGGAGCAACCACUAUUUUCUUGCUGGUCUGCAUCUCAUGCCUUCUCAUUGCCACAUGGAGCAGAUCACAAAAAGGGAAGAUGCCUCCGGGUCCCAUCACAUUCCCCAUUAUUGGAAGCAUGCUCCAGCUGAACCCACGGAACUUGCCUGAAAGCUUGAAGGAGCUCAGCAAGAAGUAUGGUCCUGUCUUCACAGUACAUUUAGGCCCACAAAAAGUUGUGGUGCUAUAUGGCUAUGACGUUGUGAAAGAAGCUCUGAUUGAUCAGGGAGAAAACUUCAGUGGAAGAGGCACUCUACCACUGAUUAAAAAACUCUUCCAAGGCACAGGUAUUGUGACCAGCAAUGGGGAGACCUGGAGGCAGCUCCGACGGUUUACACUCACCACCCUGCGAGAUUUUGGGAUGGGGAAGAAGGGCAUUGAGGAGAGAAUCCAGGAGGAAGCCCGGUUUUUGGUGGAGAGGAUCAGGAACACAAAAGAGCGACCCUUCAACCCUGGCAACUUCCUAGUCCAUGCUGUUUCCAAUAUCAUCUGCUCUGUCAUCUUUGGGGAUCGGUUUGACUAUGAGGACAAAAAAUUCCUAACGUUAGUUGAUUUGCUAGAAGAAAAUAACGAUCUCCAGAACUCUACACAUACACAGCUAUACAAUUUCUUCCCAUCUGUCAUGGACCACAUACCUGGGCCUCAUCAGAAACUGAUAGAAAAUACUGAAACAGUUAAUCGCUUUGCUUUGGAAAUCAUAGCAGAACACCAGAAAACCCUGGAUCCCACUUGUCCUCGAGACUUUAUUGAUGCUUUCCUUACCAAAAUGGAACAGGAGAAAGGAAAUGCUCACUCAGAAUUCACCGUUGAGUCCUUGAGCCAAACCACGCUCGACUUGUUCUUUGCGGGAACAGGGACUACCAGCAUCACACUGAGAUAUGGAAUUAUGAUUCUUCAGAAAUACCCAGAGAUAGUAGAGAAAGUUCAAAAAGAGAUAGACUCUGUGAUUGGCCGAGAGCGAAGCCCCUGCAUGGCAGACCGGAGCCGGAUGCCCUACACAGAUGCUGUGAUCCAUGAAAUCCAGAGAUUCAUUGAUUUCCUUCCAAUUAACGUCCCACGUGCUGUGACCAAAGACAUCAAGUUCAGAGACUAUUUUAUCCCCAAGGACACUAUGAUAUUCCCUAUGUUGCAUCCUAUCCUACAUGAUAACAAGGAAUUUCCAAAUCCAGAAAAAUUUGAUCCAGGACAUUUCCUGAAUGCAGAUGGUACCUUUAAAAGGAGUGACUACUUCAUGCCAUUUUCUGCCGGAAAGCGUGUCUGUGCAGGAGAAGGUCUGGCCCGCAUGGAAUUAUUCAUAUUUUUAACAGCCAUCCUGCAGAACUUCACUUUGAAAUCCGCUGUAGAUCGCAAGGACAUUGACCUUUCCCCAAUAAUCACCACCCUUGCAAAUAUUCCCCGACCUUAUGAGGUCUCUUUUCUUCCACGUUAGCCAAGAGAAGCCAG
This is a messenger RNA of Dryobates pubescens (Downy woodpecker), 1513 nucleotides long. RefSeq names its product cytochrome P450 2H1. Gene Ontology annotation, molecular function: iron ion binding; oxidoreductase activity, acting on paired donors, with incorporation or reduction of molecular oxygen, reduced flavin or flavoprotein as one donor, and incorporation of one atom of oxygen; heme binding. The coding region runs from base 21 to 1499 and encodes 492 amino acids. Lineage: Eukaryota; Metazoa; Chordata; Aves; Piciformes; Picidae. The transcript is spliced from 9 exons. Gene Ontology annotation, cellular component: cytoplasm; intracellular membrane-bounded organelle. Gene Ontology annotation, biological process: xenobiotic metabolic process. The record is from RefSeq and is a predicted model, not a curated record.